This is a messenger RNA of Hypanus sabinus (Atlantic stingray), 2447 nucleotides long. RefSeq names its product pro-adrenomedullin-like. Lineage: Eukaryota; Metazoa; Chordata; Chondrichthyes; Myliobatiformes; Dasyatidae. The coding region runs from base 163 to 651 and encodes 162 amino acids. Gene Ontology annotation, biological process: adenylate cyclase-activating G protein-coupled receptor signaling pathway; positive regulation of heart rate; regulation of systemic arterial blood pressure. Gene Ontology annotation, cellular component: extracellular region. The transcript has 4 exons. Gene Ontology annotation, molecular function: hormone activity. The record is from RefSeq and is a predicted model, not a curated record.
GACAUAAAGCUUUUAAACGCCGGUACACAGCAGCAGAGUCAGUGAAGCCCACUGGUCCUUGGCAAGUGCUUGGAUUGGAUAUUGGGAAACCAAUCAUCAGAGAGAGAAUUAGUGCACUGAAGCUCUGAAGUUGCAGUUCACCAGGUCACACUGGCUCAGAAGAUGAAGAUGAUGGUAUUUGCUUUAGUUGCCCUCGUCUGCUUCAACAUUGGGGCUUCUGAAGAAGGCCAAGUGAGAGAGUCAUUAAACAGUGAGCAGAGACAGUCAACUUUUGAUCUCCUCAUGUACCUGCGUCAGCUGGAAAACGCUAAGGAGGCUGGGAUGGACCAACAGGACCAGAGCAUUCUGAAACCGCUCACUUCCUCUGACAGUGACCACCCAUUCAUGAAGCUAGGCGGCAGCAUGAAGAGCAGCACUGUGCCACACAGCAGGGUGAAGAGGCACCGACACAGCCUGCGGCAUGGCUCCUGGGGAUGUACCCUCACCACCUGCCAGACACACAACCUGGCCAACUGGCUCUACCAGAUGGCAGCAAACAAGGGCAAGGAUGGCACUGCCCCCAAGAACACUGCGGAUCCCCACAGCUAUGGCAAGAGGCGACGGAGGAGAUCCAUCUUCCUUCCAGGCUAUCCAAGCGGGGUAGCUCAGUAAUGACAUCCCACUGUGACAUUCAACUACAUCAUGGGCCUGAGGACAGCUGGGAGAGACGAGGAAUGGGCUGAGAUAAAACCCCAAUAAAUAUCAUUGAGAGGAUACAACAACCAUCACACUACACUCCUCCCUCUUUUCUGUUGGUGUAGUGAAUGAGAGCAAAGGGAGACGGGGUGGGCAAACGGCAGGAACAUUCCAAAAUGCAGUCCGUCUAAUAACUGUUAUAGGAUUUUCCAAAUGAGAAGUAGAUGGAGACAAAUAAAUACAUAACCAAGCAAGUUACCUGCUCUCUGUAAUUCUAUCGGCUUUCCAGUCCUAUCUACUUCAUAUUUAUUAACUAUAUUUUGUUUAGUUGUUGGAGCUUGUCAGGUCUAUGGAAUGGGACAUCUCACCUGGGGUCCACCUCAGUACCAGAAUUAAGGUGAACUGGAAUGAUCAGCCCAGGUGUUGCCACCUGAAGCAGGAUGCUAACUGGUGAAUGGGGAUAAACUUAUCGAUCCUCUCCCUCCAGCACAGUCAGGCUCUUUCUAGUUUCUGUUCAGCUUCUCUGCCUUCUUCCUCCCCAGUUUCCGUCACACCCACACCGAAGCCAAAGUUGCUUAUGACUGGAUAGAACAUGAUAUUGACCCUUCUGAUUAAAUCGCAGUUGCUUGCUAAGUGUAUAAAUGCACACAGAAUGUAUAAAUACUAAGUGUGUAAAUACACAUUUUGUGAGUAUGUGUGUGAGUGUGUGUGUGUGUGUGUGUGUGUGUGUGUGUGUGUGUGUGUGUGUUACUCUGGAUUUCUAGCAUCUGCAGAAUCUCUUGUGUUUAAAUGUAUAAAUACAAGAGAGAAGUCAGGAAUGGAAAGGUUUUGAUGGCUUGGUUUUGUACAAAGAUGUCACCAAAUUCAAGCUGAGAGAUUUAUUUUGUUGUUCUUGGGUUAGUGGAGAAGCUCUGACCCAAGUAGCAAUGACAAGAGUAGCGAGAGAUGAACUUCUGCACCGCGGGCUGAAUCAGCAGCAAUGACGUCCUCACCAGCUAGUUCUUGUUCUCCACGAGGAGGGCAGACAAUCUGAUGAGAAAAUGCAGUUCUUGGUACAGUGCAUCCAUAUUUGAAAGUGCAUGCGUGUAUAAAGAUGUAUAUCGGAAUAUAUAUGCACCUUUAUACAUAUUGUAUUUACAUUAUGUGUGCUGUGUAAUAUACCCGUGUGUAUAUUAUAUACAAAUAUGUACAUGUAUGUAUAAUGCAUCUAUAUAUUAAUAUAUUAUAUGUAAUGCACACACAUGUAUGUAAGUUUAUAUAUGCGUGCGUGUGUGUGUGUGUAAAUAGUAAAACACUGGUGUGCACUAAGAAGAACUGGGUUUAGGGUUGGUUCCAGAUGAGAUAGAGAUCAGAAUGAGAGUCCAUUCUGUAAUGUUUCACUUCUGAGAUAGAUGCCACAAGCAACACAAGAUAUUUCUACCCAGUCACCCAUAGUGGUUGGUAAUUGAAGCAGAGCGACUGUCAGAGGGGGUUUGGAGAAGGACAGUGUUAUUAAUUAGCUCAGGCUGUGAGACUCCCUUGAAUGUUUUAUGAGUAAACAAGAAUUUCUUUCUUAAAUUAUCAACAACAUUUCUAAGCAAUGCACUAAAUACUUUCACUUUAAUACUUGAAACAAGGAGAAGACUUAAAUUAAUGAAUAACUUAAACAAAGUUGCAUUUUGUGUACAAUGAUGUGCAAACAAUUAAUGUAAGUGUUAUGUGGAUAGUGUGCUGUACAUUUUUAUAUCACUGAUUAAGAUCUGCUAUUUAAUAAAGUAUAAUCUUUAUACUGG